GCGCCGCGCGUCGCCGAGCCCAGCGGACCGAGAGCCCCAUGGCUGCAACGCACACCGCGUCCCUGCUCCGCCCGCCCGCGCUGCGCCGGCCCCGGCUCCUGCUGUUUCUGCUGCCGCCGCCGCCGCCACUGUUGCUGCUGCUGCUGCUUCCUGCGCCGAGCCGGGGUCUGGGCCACUCUGCCGAACUGGCAUUUGCUGUGGAGCCAAGUGAUGAUAUUGUAGUCCCUGGGCAGCCCAUAGUGCUGGGUUGCAAAGUGGAGGGGACUCCUCCAGUGCGAGUCACUUGGAGAAAGAAUGGGGCAGAACUGCCCGAGGACACACACUCUACCCUACUGGCCAAUGGAUCCCUACUGAUCCGUCAUUUCAGACUGGAGCAAGGAGGUGGCCCUUCAGAUGAAGGUGACUAUGAUUGUGUGGCUCAGAACCGCUUUGGGCUGCUGGUCAGCCGGAAGGCUCGUAUCCAGGCUGCAACCAUGUCAGACUUCCACGUGCACCCCCAGGCCACUGUGGGUGAAGAGGGUGGAGUAGCCCGCUUCCAGUGCCAAAUUCAUGGGCUUCCCAAGCCCCUAAUCACAUGGGAGAAGAACAGAGUCCCCAUUGACACAGACAAUGAGAGGUACACAUUGCUGCCAAAGGGGGUCCUGCAGAUCACAGGACUACGGGCUGAGGACAGUGGUGUCUUCCACUGUGUGGCUUCCAACAUUGCCAGUGUGAGAGUCAGCCAUGGGGCUAGGCUUACUGUGUCAGGCUCAGGCUCUGGGGCCUACAAGGAGCCCACCAUCCUUGUGGGGCCUGAGAACCUCACCCUGACAGUGCACCAGACCGCAGUGCUAGAGUGUGUCGCUACGGGCAACCCGCGCCCCAUUGUGUCUUGGAGCCGCCUGGAUGGCCGCCCCAUCGGGGUAGAGGGCAUCCAGGUACUGGGCACAGGAAACCUCAUCAUCUCAGAUGUGACUGUCCAGCACUCAGGUGUCUAUGUCUGUGCAGCCAACAGGCCUGGUACCCGGGUGAGGAGGACAGCCCAGGGUCGGCUGGUGGUACAAGCCCCAGCAGAGUUUGUCCAGCAUCCUCAGUCAAUCUCCAGGCCAGCUGGGACCACAGCCAUGUUCACCUGCCAAGCUCAAGGUGAGCCACCCCCUCAUGUCACAUGGUUGAAGAAUGGACAGGUGCUGGGACCAGGAGGCCAUGUCAGGCUCAAGAACAAUAACAGCACACUGAGCAUUUCUGGAGUUGGUCCUGAAGAUGAGGCCAUUUACCAGUGCGUGGCCGAGAACAUUGCUGGCUCAUCACAAGCCAGCGCCAGGUUGACCGUGCUAUGGGACGAGGGGUUGCCCGGCCCCCCACGCAAUGUUCGAGCUGUUUCUGUGUCCUCCACUGAGGUUCGAGUGUCCUGGAGUGAGCCCCUGGCCCAUACCAAGGAGAUCAUUGGCUACGUCCUGCACAUCAGGAAAGUUGCUGACUCACCCAAGCUGGAAUAUCAGGAAGCAGUCAGCAAGAGCACCUUUCAGCACCUGGUGAGAGACCUUGAGCCCUCCACAGCCUACAGCUUCUACAUCAAGGCCUACACACCAAGGGGGGCCAGUUUAGCCUCUGUCCCCACCCUGGCCAGCACCCUGGGUGAAGCCCCUGCCCCACCCUCGUUGUCAGUACGGGUGCUGGGCAGCUCCUCCCUGCAGCUACUGUGGAAGCCCUGGCCACAGCUGGCCCAGCACAACGGGGGCUUCAAGUUGUUUUAUCGCCCAGCCAGCGCAGUCUCCUUCACCGGCCCCAUCUUGGUCCCUGGGACUGUCUCCUCCUACAACCUCAGCCAGCUCGACCCCAGCACUGUGUAUGAGGUGAAGCUGCUUGCCUACAAUCAGCAUGGGGAUGGAAAUGCCACAGUUCGCUUUGUGUCUUUGAGGGGAGCCUCUGAGAGGACAGCCUUGAGUCCCCCAUGUGAUUGCCGGAAGGAAGAAACCACCAAUCAGACAUCUACUACAGGCAUCAUUAUCGGUAUCCAUAUUGGAGUCACCUGCAUCAUCUUCUGUGUCCUCUUCCUCCUGUUUGGCCAAAGGGGCAGGGUCCUCCUAUGUAAGGAUGUGGAAAACCAGCUCUCCCCACCCCAGGAACCCAGGAGCCAGAGGGAUCCUGGCAUCCUGGCACUGAAUGGGGCAGGCCGAGGAGAACGGGGCCAGCUACGCCGUGGCCAGAAGCAUGUGGAUGCCAAGGAGUUGGAGCAGCUAUUCCCCCCAGCUGGGUCAGCUGGGCAGCCUGGCUCCAGGCCCUCUGAUCCCACAGCCCCUGUCCUGUAUGAGGAGACCCAGCUCUCCAUGGUGCCACUUCAAGGCUUCAAUCUUGUGGCAAGGAGAACAAUAGAAGCCAAGACUGCCUGUGCAGGCCCUGUGCCUGUCCCAUCGCCCCAGGAUGUAGACCCAGGCCUCCUCAGUGAAGGACAGGCAACCCAGUCUCCUGCAGCCACAGCUUCUCAGACAGCUCACUCAAGAUAGUAGCCAGCAUCCAGCGGGGUCCAGAGGGGCAGCCCCCUCCUUCUCAGGUCAAAGGCAAGGUUUCUCCUAUACCACAGGAUUCAGAUGGUCCUAGGAGCUCACCAGUGCUUUUAGGUUGACUAAAAAGCAGGGUUGUCAACUCCCCAGGAGCUGGUGAAUCCCUGCAGGAAGGUUCCUCCGCUGCCCAGGCUAAUGUUCCCUCGCCAAUGCCUGCUAUCCAUAUGACUUCGAACUGAACAAAAAUUUUCCUUUAAAAAUCAAAACUUAAAAGUCAUAAAGAGACAGAGAAAGAAGAGAGAGAGAGAAAGGAAGGUAAAUUAGACUCCAAAAAUAUGUCCCUGCUGUGGCUGGGCCUCUGAUGCUGUCACCCUGCUCUGACCUUAUUUUCUCAGGAUGGUUUUUAGUUGUUUUGGCUCUCAGCACCUACCUCAGCCGGAAUGAAUGUCCUUGGGGAUAGUGGGGCUGUAGCCUCAGCCCCCUGCUCCACAGAGCCCGAAUGUACUCCUACCUCAAGCCCUCUUAUGGGCCCCCCAUCCCAUAUUGUUGCCCAGAGCAAAAGGAAAAAGGAAAAAAACGAAAAAAAUAGAAAAAAGGAAGAAAAAAAAAUCUGUCCCAUUUCCAAGUGUGAAAGAAACUGUCUACCUCAAGCCUCAAGGCCCUUCGUGUGGGCCUGUGUUGUCACUGGACCUUCCUUCCGGCCCUUGUUCUCCCCCAGCCUUUCCUGCCUUGCCCACAGGAGAGGUGACUGAUGCUAAGUGACCAGAGGGGCCUAUAGAAGUAAAGAUGAAAUUGGUCAGAGAGAAAAUGUGAAACAAGCCAAAAACAAAAGGAAAGUUGUUCCUUGAAGUAUAGAUUGUCCCAAACUAAUCACUUCCCCAGACAUCACCUGUGCUACAUCUCCUGUGUCAGUCCACCCCUGCUCUGACCCUCCUAGCCAACCCACUGGCCAUUGGGAUAUCUAUAGUCCUCCCUACCUGGGCCUGGGGAGGAUGAGAUGUCAUCCCGAGGUUUGCCGCCUGUUCUACCCAGACACAGAGCCCCGUCCCUGGAAUGUACUGCGUGUGGUGGGGAUGUGUGCGUGGAGGUGGGUGCACCCCCACAGAGGCACCCCUGCUUUCUCCAUCAUGGGACCCAAGUAACCUGACCUACCUGCUGGUACUACCGUCCAGUCAGCAGGGGUGGCCAGGAGUUAUUUUUAUAUGAGGUGUGUUUACGUUUUAUUCUCUUUUCUGUUGUAUUGUUCUUUGAACUACUUAGGUAAAAAGAAAAAAGAAAGAAAGAAAGAAAAAAAAAAAACAAGGAAACAAAUACCUAUUUUUGGUUACACUCAGAAACAUUUUUUUAAAUAGCCGAAGGAAAACUUUUUUUUAAGAAAAAAAAAAAAAAUAAGCGUAUUCCUUAAGAAUGAAAUUAGAGCAUAAAGUCCCUGACCCCAAACCCUCUAGGGACAGCCCACCCUAAACUUUAGGUAAUUAGCUGAAGAAGGUAGAACCUGUGGUGUUUCCCUAGAAAACUAGUCAUGUCCACCUGGACUUAGGAAGGGCAUUCCGUCCCUUCUCUCAAGUACUAAGUGGAUGCCAGGGGUCUGCCCACUCUGAGGCUGUGUCCUCUAUGUGGCUUCUCUGUGAAGUCCCAUUCUCCUUUGGGAGGGGGGCUGGGGCAUGAGGGGCCUGGAGGCCUCCUGGCCUGACUUGGUUUGUCAUAGUUUAUUCACUUUAACUGAAUAAAAAUC
Messenger RNA from Nannospalax galili (Upper Galilee mountains blind mole rat), 4218 nucleotides. It is a transcript of the gene Igdcc3, whose product is annotated as immunoglobulin superfamily DCC subclass member 3. Lineage: Eukaryota; Metazoa; Chordata; Mammalia; Rodentia; Spalacidae. The transcript has 14 exons. The coding region runs from base 39 to 2486 and encodes 815 amino acids. Gene Ontology annotation, molecular function: protein binding. Gene Ontology annotation, biological process: cell-cell adhesion; axon guidance. Gene Ontology annotation, cellular component: axon; plasma membrane. The record is from RefSeq and is a predicted model, not a curated record.